Molecule: messenger RNA, 279 nt
Organism: Monoraphidium neglectum
Lineage: Eukaryota; Viridiplantae; Chlorophyta; Chlorophyceae; Sphaeropleales; Selenastraceae
Product: Pyruvate kinase isozyme A
Exons: 3
Source: RefSeq, a predicted model, not a curated record
AUGGGGGCCUACCCCGCAAAGGCGCUGGCGGUGCUGCGGGACGUGGCCACGCGCAUGGAGGCCUGGGCGCGCGAGGAGAAGUUUGGGUCUGUGGUGCUGCACCAACUCGGGACGGCGCCUGACGAGAGGGUCUCGGAGGAGCUCUGCGCGUCCGCCGCCCUCAUGGCUAACAACCUGGGAGCAGCCGCCAUCCUGGCCUACACGCGGCGCGGCAACAUGGCGUCGUUCCUCUCGCGCUGCAGGUUUUGGUUGCAGACUGCAACAAAGGCUGGCUUGUAA